GGGAUUCGGCUCCACCAAAUUAGUUCCCUGUCUUGCCCCGCCGCCUUCAACGUCUCCGGCGGCGGCUACCACAACGCCACCCCGACGGCCGCCGUUCGUAAUCUUGAAAAGAAUUGCCGCAACUCAUCCUAUUCGGGUUGCACCAAAUGCCUCGGUGCCCUCCAAAAGGUUACAGGAACGAAGAAUAACGCCACCAGCGACAGGGCGAGCAAAAUGUUCAACAGAGACUGCCAACUCAUGGGGCUGACGUGGCUACUCGCCCGAAACAAAACGACGUUCAUCCCCACCGUUUCGGCCGUACUCCGAGCCAUAAUGUACAGUGCCCAUCCUCCCCACGAGUCUACGUGUAGUCCGGACCAAGAGAACAUGCCGCUGGCCGUCGAUUCGUUACAGAUGGAAAAGGCGCAGUCGUCAUCUCCGUCGUCGAUUUCUCUGAUUCCCAUUAUACCCCUACUGGUUUCUGUUUAUUGGCUUGCUUGGUGGUAGCGGUACUGGGUAAUUAUGGGUUGGGAUCCGUUUGUUUUGUUAUUUUUUUUUGGGGGGUACGCAUGUCGGGGUCACGUGAAACUAGUGGACAAAAAAGGGAUUAUGAGGGGCUUUUUUGUCUUUUCGCAACACUGUAAAUGUCAAAUCUGGGUGGUUUUUUUUCCUAAAUCAGAUGGACACUUUCUCUCU
This is a messenger RNA of Momordica charantia (bitter melon), 675 nucleotides long. Its product is annotated as putative GPI-anchored protein At4g28100. Lineage: Eukaryota; Viridiplantae; Streptophyta; Magnoliopsida; Cucurbitales; Cucurbitaceae. The record is from RefSeq and is a predicted model, not a curated record.